CUCACCGAUUGUAAGAGAUUAUGAAAGCAUCCACCACUACCUCUGAAAACUUUGAUGACGUUAUUAAGAGCGUGAUGCCCAAAGGGCUUACCUUUGGUCACAGAGUGUGUUUCUAUUCUGUCGCUCUGAUCGCCACUGCUUUCCCUCUGUACCUGUUCUACAGCAAGUUCUUCAGCGUGGAAUUAUCCAAUUACCCUGUGUUCAUUGCUGUGAGUUUGGUGUGCUUGGUUCUCCUCGCCUUGAGCUAUGAGAAGCUUACCAACGAAGAGUUCGGAAACGUUAUGGAGAGAAAGAGAAAGUACAGUGAGAACAUGGAUGAGAAGGCUGGACAGAAUGAGGCUGCUGCCUAUGCUAUGUUCAUUUCGAACCUGCUCUUUGAAGGAAUGGUUGUGCUGCUUGCCUUCGGUAUUGCUCCUCGCCUCAACUUGAACAUUCCCACCUAUAUCAUGUAUGCUGCGGUUACUCUGAUCUCGGGUCUUACAACAUUUGGGUUUAGCUAUGGAUUCUUCUAAAAAGCUACAAUUAUUGGGAUUUUGUACAGGCUUGUGAUAUU
This is a messenger RNA of Blastocystis hominis, 553 nucleotides long. RefSeq lists its product as hypothetical. Lineage: Eukaryota; Bigyra; Opalinata; Blastocystidae. The record is from RefSeq and is a predicted model, not a curated record. The transcript is spliced from 5 exons. The coding region runs from base 21 to 512 and encodes 163 amino acids.